AUGACAUACCUCAAUAAUCUCGAUUCCCGCAUGUAUCAUGGCGCGCCACCCGACCUACAGACCAAGCUAGACUUAAACCCUACAUUAAUUGUCUCAUGGUGGUGUACGCUCUUUGCUCUGACUGCCGUCGGCAUCAGACUCUUUGGAAGAUGGAUUCGAACAGAGAAGCUCUUCCUCGAGGACAAAAUAAUGUUUUGGAGCACAAUUCCCCUCCUCGCUCGCAUGGCUUGCGUCCACGUCAUUCUCCUCUGGGGCACCAAUAAUACCGUCACAGAAGGUCUGAGCGCGGUCCAGAUACGAGAACGCGAAAUCGGGAGCAAAUUGGUCCUGGCUGCUCGCAUCUUCUAUGCUGCCUACAUCUGGAUCGCCAAAUUCACCGUCCUCGAAUUCCUCAAACGACUGAUCGGCGCCUCAUGGGCCAAAUCCUAUGAAGUGGGCCUGAGAUUAAUCUAUGCCUUCCUUGUCGUCACCUACAUCGGCGUCGUUAUUAGCACCCUCACAGAAUGCCACCCAUUCACCCAUUACUGGCAGGUGGUUCCAGAUCCGGGACCAAGGUGUCGAGAAGGAUUGGUACAACUCAUUGUCAUGGGCGUCUGCGAUAUGGUCACUGACAUUGUCCUCAUCAUCUACCCCAUUCCACUGGUCUGGCAAUCGGCAAUGCGACUUCGGAAGAAAGUCUCUCUAAUCAUUUUAUUCCUCCUUUCAAUUAUCCUUAUCGCCAUCACCGCUUACCGAAUCCCCUCCACUAUUUCCCGUCGAUCCUCUCAACAGUACAGAUCAUUGCUGGCUUCCUUGGAAAUUUUGGCAGCGGCUUUCGUAUCAAAUGCCAUUGUCAUUGGUAGCUUCAUUCGAGACAAAGGUGUUAAGAAGGCCAAAUUCCGGGCCAAUUCUUUCAACGAUGACACAAGCUCCCUCGGUCGUCAACCUACGAGAACACGCUCCAGAUCAGUCACCCACCACCACUGGGGCUCAGAUGAAGACUUGGCUCGAGAUUUCGCAUUCCAAUUGCCGGCGACUUUGCAGCAUGGCACAACGACAGACGCUCUUCCCAGAGUGGCCGAAGUAGCCGAACCCGGCCAUACACACGAAGACCUGGAAGCUGGGGAUGCACACAAUACAACCUUCAAAUCCAAGUGGAACUUCGAUGCCGCAUCUCGAAAUCGAAGGAAGGGAUCAAUGGAUUCUGUCAGCAGUUCCUCCACCGAUAUCAAACUACGUGAACUCAAGACCCAAAUGGCCGAUCCUGCAACCUCUGACUAUACCGAACCUGAUACUCCUAGUAAAAUGGGAUUCUUCGAUGUUGGUGGUCUUGUAGAGAAGGGACUGGAUUCACCGAGUAUUCGAUCUCGUCAGACUUCGAUUCAUGAAUCAACCAGACGGCUCAGUCAAACUCAAAACCAUCCAGGGACAAGAUCUGGUUCCAAGGCUUUCCUCAGUGAUAUCGGCGGGUUGCUGACGAGGCAUAUUCGAGAAGAAGACGAAAUCACCUCUGCACCCCGAAGGAAGAGCUCGCCUGCAAGAUCUCCCAUGAGAUUUGGCGAUCACCGAAGAGAAUCCAAGAAGAGUCGACUACCAAGUCACCAAGAGGACGAAGAACCCAUCGUACGACCUCAGGGCCCUGACGACUUGACCUUCACCGAUAUUGGAGGGCUUCUGAAAUAA
Messenger RNA from Exophiala bonariae, 1662 nucleotides. RefSeq lists its product as uncharacterized. The transcript has a single exon. Lineage: Eukaryota; Fungi; Ascomycota; Eurotiomycetes; Chaetothyriales; Herpotrichiellaceae. Bases 1 to 1662 code for a protein of 553 amino acids. The record is from RefSeq and is a predicted model, not a curated record.